Molecule: messenger RNA, 1717 nt
Organism: Daldinia vernicosa
Lineage: Eukaryota; Fungi; Ascomycota; Sordariomycetes; Xylariales; Hypoxylaceae
Product: carbohydrate esterase family 3 protein
Exons: 3
Coding region: 291-1307 (338 amino acids)
Molecular function (GO): phosphatidylcholine lysophospholipase A1 activity
Source: RefSeq, a predicted model, not a curated record
UGAUCACUUUCCUGCUUUCUUAUUGCGUAGGCCGCGCAGGAAGGCACUUCGUGUCUGCGUUGUUGUCUUGUUAAACGUACAUACGUAGAGAAGCCCCUGCCAAGCUCUUACCUGAAAUAUUCUUGGUGUAGCCUUCGUGUAUCCUUCGUGGUGUCCUUUUUCUUUUUUUCCCCUUUCUCAUCAGGAUUGCUUCUGCGCCGUUAUGCGCUUUCGUUAAAAGACUGCGCAAGCAAUACACUCUUUACCUCACUCUUUUAUAUUAUCGUCGAGCGAAUGGACCUCCCGCCAAAAUGCUUAUGAACUCUCCCUUCUCCGCGCUUUACCUGCGCUGGAAGCAGCUACCCAACCUCCAUAAGGUGAUAUCUGUAUCCGGCCUAUUUAUUUUCUUAUUAGUUAUAUUUCUUCAGCCUAAUCCCGACGUUGCACGCGAUGGGUGGAACCGUCUUACACACUCCGAUAAUGGCCCUUUGGCUGGUGGAAUUCCUCUUCGUGUCAUGUUCAUAGGCGCCUCUAUGACCCUCGGUGAGCACUCGACUGGCGAAGUCGGCUACCGAAAGCAACUUCGCGACUGGAUGGUUGCUAGAGGCAAUCCCGUCAACUAUGUCGGCCAGAACCGAUAUGGUGACUUCAAAGACAACGACGUCCAAGCAUUCGGUGCCCAGCCUAUACAACCUACCCUCGAUCGCCUUAAAGAAGUCGUACCUCAGACCCAACCAAACUUGGUCAUAAUCAAUGCUGGAUCAAGCGAUUGUUUCCAGUUGGACCAUUGGGGACCGGCGUAUGUCUUCCAGAAAAUGCGCGAUCUAGUCGACUUCGUCUUCGAAGCCUCGCCGCGAAGUACCAUUAUCAUGUCCACCAUCAUAAUGAGCCCAUGGGAAGGUACGGAACGUUGCGUCAGGAGCUCCAAUGCCCAGAUACGCCAGGUGGCUAUCGACCUUAUUCGGGAGGGCAAACCAGUAGUUAUGGCUGAAAUGCAUCAUGACCAGGGUCUACCGAACCGCGUUGAGAAGGCGGAUAUUGGACCUGACGAUAUGCACCCUACCGACAAGGGUUAUUUCAAGAUGGGAGAUAUCUUUAUAGAGAAGAUCAUCGAAGUUGAGAAAAACGGCUGGCUACAGGCCCCGGUCGAGAAUGGCGUCCCAGCAGAUGGCGAGGCUGCUAGAGAUGCUGAAGAUGCAAUCAAUGCAAAUCAGGAGAAAGCAAAAGAGAAGGAGAAUAAGGAGAAAGAAAAUCAGCAGGGCAAGGAAAGUCAAGACAAGAAGGAAAAGAGGUCCCCUAGUAGAAUACGAAUGGGGAAGAGCGCUUAAUAGACGGCACAUGGCCGUUUGAUGAUGUUAGAAUACAAUGUCAACGCCUCCUUGUAGCUUUCGCUUGGCUGAAGAGAAUUUGCAUAACACGCAGGAUUCGGAGGUAGAGCCGGCUAUUAUUUCUUGCGAAUAAUCACCGACAUUCGAAGCUGUCGGGUAUGCUACCCGGGUUCAUGAUGAUAUGGAACUCUUGCUAUUCGAGGAUGCGCUUGCCCCACGGGCCUCUACUACUACUUGGCAUGUAUAGUACGUAAGUUAGACUUGAUGUAUGCAUUUCCGAACUAGCAAAGACCUAGUGACGGUCAGCGUACUGGUUAGAUUCAAGUCUACGUCUAAUUGAGUCGACUACAAUUAUCUUAUGUUUUAUAUAUAUUUCAACUUUUGUAGACCAAUUUAAACAAUACUCAAUA